AGUGGGCCAUUCAGCAUGGACAACGAGCGCAAGGAUAAAGGAUCCGUUUACUCGGUCGGAAGCCGUAAUCACCUGGUGUCGAUAAGAUCCAGAAAAACCUUCUUUAAGAAGCAAAAUCAAAUUUCCAAUCUCUUGGUGAUAUUUCUUUGCUUCUUGGUGGGUUUUUUAGCUAUAACAGUUCUGAUGCUCGCUAUACUUUAUGCGUGCAACAGUAUAGUGAAGAUAUGUGACAGCGAGGACUGCAUGCGAAUAGCGGCUAGUUUGAAGGAAUCUAUGGAUGUGUCUGUAGAUCCUUGCGACAAUUUUUAUCAGUACGCGUGCGGCAGAUGGUCGGAGAAGCAUCCUAUCCCGGAUUCCAGCCUGACGAAUUCCUGGUUCGACGAGCGCAGCGAUCGCAUGUUCAGGAAGAUCAGAGAUCUGCUAAAUGUCAAUAUGUCUGCCAGUGAGAUACCGUGGGCGGUGAUGCAGGCCAAGACUCUGUUCGCCAGCUGUAUGGACGUGUGUACGUUUUUGUUUAAUUAGGAAGAUGUCAUUAUGUCAAUCAAAGAAAUAAAUAUAUAAUACAUUUGGACGUCGAUAACUCGAACCUCNUCAAAUUACAUCGAACAACUUGCCAGUGUAAAGAGAAAUUUGGGCUAUGACGUUUUCUUUGGUUUCGAUGUUGAGCCCGAUCCAAAGAACAACAGCAAUAAUAUAAUCGCAUUCUACUACCCGAGUCAUUCCAAUCCUUUUCCUACUUUUACCAAUAAAGAAUUAAAGAAACGGUUGCAAAAUAUCAAAUCGCGAUUGCGAAAACUGGAUGAUUUUGAUAAUAAAAAGUUAAACGAGAAGGAAGAAGCUGAGGCAGCUGAGAUUACCUAUAUAACGGAUGUUAUUAAACAAGUCCUUAGCAAUGGCACUGUUGAUGAAUGUACCUCGAACAAUGAAUCGACGAUACUGGGAAAUGAAUUGGAAAAAUUUGUCCAUAUACUUUACAAUAUUAGUAACACCCUCUAUUACGUAAGUACUUUCCGAUUAAAUCAAAAUAUUUUCAAAGAAAACUUGAGCGAUAGCGAUUAUAUGCUAGUAGAUGAUUUGCAAAGAUUGACGGACGAGUAUAUAAUGAACAAUAUUAAUUCGUCUAUCACACCUAAACCGAUUUGGCGUCCUUUCAUUGAAUCCCUUUUUGAGGGAAUCGCUAAGUUGGAUCUUGAUAACAGAGAUAAAAUUCUUGUCGGCAAGUAUUUGGAGUAUUUGAAAAAUGCUGCAUUAAUAUUAUCUACUUACUCAGAGCAAGAUCUAGAAAGCUAUAUUUGGUGGAGCGUCGUGAAGAUUGUGGUGCCUCACUCUUCCGAAAAGCUCAGAAAUAUUUGGUACGAAUACGUGAAUGAUUUAAUGGAUGUAGAAGUAGGCAAACCACGCUCAAUGACCUGUGCAGUAAUUGCAAAUGAAUUAAUGGGAAUGGCUGUAUCGUGGCUGUUCGUAGACCCAACAUUCCACGAUAACGAAAUUAAUAAAGUGCAGGAAAUGCUAUAUGAUAUAACAGAAUCGUUCGCCUCGCUUGUCAUUAACACGGAUUGGAUGGAUCAAUCGACGAAAACGGCAACACUCGAAAAGAGUCAAAAUAUGGGUUCGGCAAUUGGAUUCCCCACGUGGCUCCUCGACGAGGAAAAGCUCGAUAAAUAUUACAAGGGCAUAAGUCUGUCGGAAACGAAUUACCUGGAGAAUAUGGUACAAAUAGUUCGAUUGCAAUGGAACGCCAUGUGGACGAGCUUACAAGACGAAAAUUUAGAUAGUGAGUCAUACUGGGCAACUGAUCCUACCGACGUAAACGCAAUACAUAGCAUGCAACUUAAUCAUAUAACCAUACCUGCUGGAAUUCUUCAAUUUCCAUUCUAUGAAUUGGGUCUUGCAGCCUUAAAUUACGGCGCCAUCGGCGUGAUACUUGGGCAUGAAUUAACUCAUGGAUUCGACAAUAAGGGCCGGCAUUUCGACAGUGUGGGAAAUCUCCGACAAUGGUGGACCAAUGAAACCAUUUCGAAGUACACGGACAAAACUCAGUGUUUCAUAGAUCAUUAUAAUAGUUAUUACUAUAGCGAGAUCGACAUUUCCGUCGAUGGCGAACAGACUUUGGGCGAGAACAUCGCCGAUAAUGGUGGCCUUCACGAGGCCGUGAUCGGUUACGAGAGGUGGAAGGCCCGGCACGGUCGGGAGCCUCUACUUCCGGGAUUCACGAAGUUUACGCACGAGCAGUUACUUUUCCUUUCUUACGCGCACAUAUCGUGUGAGUCUUAUAUUGCUGCAUCACUGAAGUGGAUGCUGCAGCACGAUUCUCAUUGUCCUUUUCACGUGAGACUUGAGGCUGUAUUAAAGAAUUCCAAAGAAUUUAGUACCGCGUGGAAUUGUCCUGCAGGCUCGAACAUGAAUCCGUCGAAAAAGUGUCGUGUAUGGUAA
This is a messenger RNA of Wasmannia auropunctata (little fire ant), 2433 nucleotides long. RefSeq names its product endothelin-converting enzyme-like 1. Gene Ontology annotation, cellular component: plasma membrane. Gene Ontology annotation, molecular function: metalloendopeptidase activity. Gene Ontology annotation, biological process: protein processing. NCBI's taxonomy places the organism in Eukaryota, Metazoa, Arthropoda, Insecta, Hymenoptera, Formicidae. The record is from RefSeq and is a predicted model, not a curated record. The transcript is spliced from 17 exons.